Effrenium voratum is the source of this 981-nucleotide messenger RNA. The record is from the annotation of a GenBank genome assembly. NCBI's taxonomy places the organism in Eukaryota, Dinophyceae, Suessiales, Symbiodiniaceae.
AUGGGGUACGGAUCGCAGGCCAAGCCACGACGGGAGUGCUACCAGUCUUGGGGGCCGCAAGUGUACCUCCAUCGCGGCAACCUGAGCUUCGCUCAGGAGAACACCUAUGAGAGCGAGGUGACCGGAACGGCGGCGAACGGCGCGAACCCCGAGUUCGACAUCAUGGUGACGUCAGAUGACAUGGCCAUCAUCCAUCAUGAUGACAGUUUGGUGCGCAUGACCGGCGUGGACAAGCAAGUCGUGGAUACGCCCUGGAGCGAGAUUCAAAGCCUCACCGUAUUGGCAGAAAUCGAUGGCUACGACUAUGGCUCCACGACAUACUUGUCGAACUUGGAGACAGUGGUCACCGGCGCCUGCACCGCGAGUCCCACGGUUGCCAUGGACUUCGACGUGAAGUCGGAUGCCGCAGCCCCGAAGGCGGUGGAAGCGUUGCGGGCCUCGAGUUGCACUGCGAAGAUGGGCUCGAUCUUCGCCACCGGCCUGCCAACCACGGGGAGAAUGUUGGUGAAUGAGCUGCACAAGGCCGGCAUGGACAAUCACGUGUCCGUGUUUUUGCACCCAGGAAGUUACGCGCCUUUGGGCCUGUACUUCUUCCUCAAAACAGGGAUCUUCCAUGCCGCUGCAGGGGCAUCCAUGAUCAGCUUGCACAAGACGGUGUGGGACGUAGAGGAGGACUUGAUCGCAUCCUAUGCGGAGCUGGGAUAUUGCACCGGCAUCUACGGUAUCAAGCGCAGCGAGAUGAGUCAGUAUCCCAGUGCCUCCUACUAUAUCAUCGACGAGGGUCCCAGCUUCCCGGACACGCCCAAUGGCCAAUAUGGAGGGGAUGGGGGCACAGAGAUCGUGACCUAUGAUGGCGACCAGUCCGGCUUUAAUGGCCUUCUGGCACUGGCCAUAUGCAGCAUCCCGCUGUUUCUCUUGUCGCUCAUCUGCUGUUGCAUCUCCAUCCGCAGGUGUUGCAAAAAGACCACGGCGCCACAAUAA